Pochonia chlamydosporia 170 is the source of this 1644-nucleotide messenger RNA. RefSeq names its product sphingosine-1-phosphate phosphohydrolase. The record is from RefSeq and is a predicted model, not a curated record. Gene Ontology annotation, cellular component: endoplasmic reticulum membrane. The transcript is spliced from 4 exons. Lineage: Eukaryota; Fungi; Ascomycota; Sordariomycetes; Hypocreales; Clavicipitaceae. Bases 1 to 1644 code for a protein of 547 amino acids. Gene Ontology annotation, molecular function: sphingosine-1-phosphate phosphatase activity.
AUGAGCGGCACGCGACGUGAUGCCCCGCCGCCUUUGACGUCUCCUGCUCCCAAGGCCGACAAUGUCCCUGAUGCGGGGUUGAGGAGUAUCAAUCAUUAUAAGCGAGCGCUUCCACGAUGGCGAUAUAAUCUCCGACAACAGGCUCUCCCGUUGAUUCGAUGGGAGACGCCGUAUCUGGCGUGGAUGCAGGAGAAACUGAGGACGCCAGCGCUGGAUAGUUACUUUGCCAUCACCGCAAACUUGGGAACGCAUACGUUUUUCAUGAUUUUCCUGCCGAUAUGCUUCUGGUGUGGUUGGGCGUCUCUAGGCAAAGGGCUCGUUCAUAUGCUCGCUCUUGGUGUCUUUUGGACCGGCUUCAUCAAGGAUUUCUACUCGCUCCCUCGACCUCUCUCGCCACCGCUUCAUCGAAUUACCAUGUCUGGAUCUGCUGCCCUCGAAUACGGAUUCCCCUCGACGCAUAGCGCGAAUGCGCUCUCCGUGGCUGUAUACGGGCUGUUGAGCUUGCACAACCCCGACAAUUCUCUGCCUCCGACGGUGAAGAUUAUCUUGGAGUGCCUCUCCUACUUUUAUGCCGCCUCUAUUGUCAUUGGUCGAUUAUACUGCGGCAUGCAUGGUUUCUUGGACGUAAUAAUUGGUUCCAUCAUUGGCGCUGCUAUUGGACUAGUCGAAUUCUACUACGGCCCUUCGUUUGAUGCCUACAUGCAUUCGAGCUCCUGGAUUGCUCCUGUACUUGCAGGCCUUGUCGUCAUUAUCUUUGUUCGCAUACAUCCAGAGCCUGCGGACGACUGCCCCUGUUUUGACGAUAGCGUUGCCUUUGCCGGAGUUGUGAUUGGCGUGGAAUUUGGAACCUGGACGUACGGCAAGAUCCCGUCAGAUCCCUGGGAGACCCACGCGUACGGUGAUGGCACUAUUGAUGUUGCACCCCUGGGUCCAUGGAUGAAUAUCGCCCGAAUCGUGUUUGGAGUUUUGGUGAUUUUCGCUUGGAGAGAAACCAUGAAGCCUGCACUGCUCAAGUUUUUGCCUCACUUGUUCCGCCUUAUGGAGAAGCUUGGCUGGGACUUGCCCCGACGAUACUUUACUCCCGCCAGUGAAUACAAGUCCGUGCCUCCUGGGUCUCGCCUGGACACCUUGUUCCCCAAGGCUUCUGACUUCCCUCGCAUGGUCGAGGGUAUUCGACACCCGACGACUCGCGGGCGAUCCGUGUCUAUUGGCCCUCAGAGCGCGGCAGAUGCGUACGAGGCGUUGGCGUAUCGGGAACGACGCCGUAGGGAGAGCAUCAGCAGUAAUCAGAGCUUGCGAAGCAAAUCUAGCAACAUGGACCUUCAGGGCAAGGAGGAAGAUCACUCUGGAAAGGGAGCUCAAACCUCCGGAGUACAGAAGCCCAAUUCCCAUGGCAAUGAGAAGGCAGACGGCGAAGUAUUAAUACUGAGUGGGGAGGAGAAUGGUGACGUUCCCGAGGAGAAGGAGCUUGAUGAUGAGGCAAUGUUUUCACGGCUGGUUCGCCCACGUGUGAGGUAUGAUGUUGAAGUAGUGACGAAAUUAGUGGUUUACACUGGAAUUGCCUGGUUUGCAACAGCGCAGAUUCCAAUCAUGUUUGAGUAUGUUGGUCUGGGAACGAAUCAUCUCCAAAUUCAGACACAAUGA